Messenger RNA from Aspergillus versicolor CBS 583.65, 651 nucleotides. RefSeq lists its product as uncharacterized. Bases 1 to 651 code for a protein of 216 amino acids. The transcript is spliced from 4 exons. NCBI's taxonomy places the organism in Eukaryota, Fungi, Ascomycota, Eurotiomycetes, Eurotiales, Aspergillaceae. The record is from RefSeq and is a predicted model, not a curated record.
AUGGAUAAGACGAAAGAGACUCCUCAGGGUGCAAGGAUUGGAAAUAUCAGCGGAGCCUGGGUGAUGGACAAAAACCUCUCGACCAACCUCGACGCAGUUCUGAAACUACAAGGAAUCAGCUGGAUCAUGAGAAAGGCGAUCGCCGCGGCAACGACUACAUUGAAGAUCACACAGGGAACCGAUAUAGACGGCGACAGACCGACCUGGGCACCGACCGAGUGGAUGAUGCUAGAGCCCGCACUAACUGGAGGACUGCAAGGGGCGCCAGAGAAACGCCCGUUAACUUGGACUGAGUUCCAUCAUGACGAUACCCUGUUCGGCCGUGUUAUCAUUCGCAGCCACUACAUUCCCGGACGCAGGGUUGCGGAUGACCGGGUCCAGCCUCUUGUUGACCCUUUCACGAAGGUGGCCAAAGAUUCAGAAUCUAUAUUGAGGGAGGAAGUCGUGAUGACGCCGGAAAUUGCAGGUUCAGAUGCAGAGAUGGAUAAAGUUUUCAUUCACGAUCUUGUCCGGAGUGUGUACUCUGGGUGGACAGCGGAGCAGAUAUGGGCUGUGGAAAUGCUAGGCGAGGAGCUAUUUUUGACGCGGAGAGUUGUGGUCUGGAAAGGCUCCUAUGCUGAGUCUGCGUGCGUUUACUACAGACGUGCUUGA